Molecule: messenger RNA, 777 nt
Organism: Impatiens glandulifera
Lineage: Eukaryota; Viridiplantae; Streptophyta; Magnoliopsida; Ericales; Balsaminaceae
Product: CASP-like protein 1B2
Exons: 3
Coding region: 175-777 (200 amino acids)
Source: RefSeq, a predicted model, not a curated record
ACCACCAAAGAGGAAACUUAAAAAAAGUACAAAAGACAUGAUCACACUCAAACUCACUUCUAGCUAAUAUUCAGUUUUCCUUAGGUAAUCCACCACUUCUAACCAUAUCAUAUGUCUAUAAAUUAAAAACCCAAUAAUCUAAUCUUAACUAUUCUCACACAAAAACACUCAUCCAUGGCUGAAGGAGGCGAAUCAAAGAUAGAAAGCAGUCAAGUUAAAGAAACAACAAAAUGCAAGAAUUGGAUAGUUCCAUUCCUUAGAUUGAUAUGUUUUUCCGCAACUGCCUCAGCGACAUUAGUUAUGGCCUUAAAUAAGCAAACUAGAACUAUUGUUGUCGCCACCAUCGGAAGUUCCCCUAUAACUGCCACUAUUACUGCCAAGUUUCAACACACGCCAGCCUUUGUCUUCUUUGUGAUAGCUAAUGGCAUUGCUAGUCUUCAUAACUUAUUGAUCCUAUCAAUAACUUUUGGAAACUUACUGAGUUUCAAGAUCUUUCAGGCUCAGUAUCUAAUCAUUGCAAUUCUAGACAUGAUUAAUGUAGCACUGGUAUCAGGAGGGGCUAGUGCAGCAGCUUUCAUGGGUGAAUUGGGGAAGAAUGGGAAUAAACAUACCAUGUGGAACAAGAUUUGCGACAAAUUUGAUACCUUCUGUGACCAUGCUGGUGGUGCAUUAAUUGCCUCCUUUGCCGGGCUUCUUCUGUUAAUUGUCAUCUCGGCUUUAUCUAUUGCUAAACUCCGAACCCUCGAAUUUCCUCCUAAGAAGUCUGUUGCUCCCUGA